This is a messenger RNA of Symbiodinium necroappetens, 810 nucleotides long. The record is from the annotation of a GenBank genome assembly. NCBI's taxonomy places the organism in Eukaryota, Dinophyceae, Suessiales, Symbiodiniaceae.
GCAAAGCAGGCUGCCGCACAAUUCGAAGCAGAUGCCAGCCGAAAAGAGAUGCGAAAGCAGGUCAAGAUGACACUGAGGAGGAACAUCACGGCCGUCAGUGCGGUGUGGAGCGGAAUAAAGGCUACUACAAAUCGUGUGUUGGAGUUUAUGCAGAUCAACUGCCAGGAUGAUGCUUCGAAAGAGUAUGUGGAGUUUGCCUUUGCAGAUAUCCUUGCAGGCCAAGCAAUGCCUCAGGUAAAGCCGUGGCCGCUGGCACAGGUCGCUUGCCGAGUUUUCGAACAUUAUCCCAGGGCACAGGAGAUACUAACUGGCUUGCUUUGCCACAAGAGCCCAGCUGUGCUGUCAGACUUCCGCAACCAGCCCGAUCUGUCAAGCGAGGCGUUUGAUGAAUACGUGAACACCACGGUCGCUCGCCUUCGCUUCCUGCAAGCAAUAGCUGUGACACAGGGGGAACUGGGCGUGGUUUGGCAUUGGAUGUCCCGAACUGUCAACCAGCCGCCGCAGCCUCUUGCAGUUGUGCUGCUGCAUGCGACGCUGGAGUCAGUUGGUGCAGACGCCCAGGCUCGAUACAAGAAACAGUUCGACAAACUCAUUGCCCACCUUGAUGCUGUUUUCUUGGUUUCUGCGUUGGAGCUUUCGUCGAGACUGGUUGGCAAGGUGGAACAUGCCCACGUUCGAGCACGAUUGCACCAACUGUGCACAUGGGUCAGCGACUUCAAGAAAACAGGGAAGGCAGAGCCACCACCCGGGCGACACAUCACUGUCGCACACGAGGCUGCGUUGCUUGGCCUUAGUAUUCAAACAAGCUGA